This is a messenger RNA of Ricinus communis (castor bean), 2102 nucleotides long. RefSeq names its product translation initiation factor eIF-2B subunit beta. Gene Ontology annotation, biological process: translational initiation. The record is from RefSeq and is a predicted model, not a curated record. Gene Ontology annotation, cellular component: eukaryotic translation initiation factor 2B complex. The transcript is spliced from 11 exons. Lineage: Eukaryota; Viridiplantae; Streptophyta; Magnoliopsida; Malpighiales; Euphorbiaceae. Bases 424 to 1677 code for a protein of 417 amino acids. Gene Ontology annotation, molecular function: translation initiation factor activity; guanyl-nucleotide exchange factor activity.
CAGGAGGAGGGAUCCAUAAAAGAAAAGCCCAAAACCACUAGGGAGGCGUCACCGUCAAGCUCUCCUUUCACCUCUCCUUUUCUUCUUUCUUUCUUCUACUUCAGUGUGUAUUGUAUAUCGUAUCGGCGAAAACCUCUCAUCUCUUUCUAUUACACUCACAUGCUUCUUCGAUCUCUCCUUUAGGUCUGUCUCUCUUCAUCUUAUUCUUAUUAUAAUUCCUUUCGCUAUUUCCUAAUUCUCUCCCUCUUCCUCCACUGUUACAUGUGUCUCAUUUAUUGAUUACUGUUACCUAUAAUUAAUUAAUUUGUUUAUUUGGAAUUGAUUGAGUUGUUGUUACUGGUGGUGAUUUUGGCGGUUGUAUCUGUUUGGUUGGCAACAACACUUAUUAAAUACUUAAGUUCAGUGUAAACGCUCAGGGUAAUCAUGCCGGACGUGCAAGCUCUCGUGAACGACUUUCUUAACAAGCUUAAGAAGCGUAAGAUUGAGGGCUCGCAGGCCACGGCUAAGCAGACGGCGGAAGUGCUGCGGUCAGUGAUUUCGCAGCAGAGAGUUCCUUACACUAAUCAGGCUGCUGCGUUGAUUGAUGCUGUUAAGGCUGUUGGAGAGCAGCUAAUUGCUGCUAAUCCUGUUGAACUGGCUGUGGGUAAUAUAGUAAGGCGUGUUUUGCACAUUAUUAGGGAGGAGGAUCUGUCACUGACAACAGCUGCUAUUGCGGGAUUAAACUUAGCAGCUGUAAGUGAUGAUGAUGAUGAUGGUGAGCGAGAUGAUCACCCAGUUUUAUCAGCUGCUGCCGUUGCUGCUGCUGCAAGAAGCACUUUGCGUCCGCCUUCUUUGCAGACCUUGCUGGAGGACAUGCCAGACUCCGCAGCUAUUCCUCAUACUUCUUCAUCGGGGGGUGAUUCUGAAGGAAAAAGCAAAUCUGCUGAUAAAAGUUCAAGAUCUCGGAAACUGAAGCACGACGUUAUUGAAUCUGUUAAUGAGCUCAUACAAGAUAUAGCCAUGUGUCAUGAACAGAUUGCAGAGCAAGCAGUGGAACAUAUCCAUCAAAACGAGGUAAUACUAACUUUAGGCAGUUCGAGGACAGUACUGGAAUUCCUUUGUGCUGCAAAGGAGAAGAAAAGAUCAUUUCGAGUAUUUGUUGCUGAAGGUGCUCCUAGGUAUCAAGGGCAUCUCCUUGUCAAGGAAUUGGUUGCAAGAGGUUUACAGACAACUUUGAUUACUGACUCAGCAGUUUUUGCCAUGAUUUCUAGAGUAAACAUGGUGAUUGUUGGAGCUCAUGCUGUUAUGGCCAAUGGUGGCGUUAUAGCACCUGUGGGGUUAAAUAUGGUUGCACUUGCAGCUCAAAAACAUGCCGUCCCAUUUGUUGUGCUUGCUGGAAGUCACAAGUUGUGCCCCUUGUAUCCACACAAUCCUGAGGUUCUACUAAAUGAAUUGAGAUCUCCAUCUGAGCUGCUGGAUUUUGGAGAAUUCUCAGAUUGCUUGGAUUUUGGGAGUGGCACUGGGUCUCCUCUUCUUCAUGUUGUAAAUCCAACAUUUGACUAUGUUCCGCCAAAGCUUGUUAGUCUGUUCAUUACUGACACUGGAGGGCACAAUCCGUCCUACAUGUAUCGACUUAUUGCUGAUUAUUACUCUGCUGAUGAUUUGGUGGUGCAACGAAGACCUGCCUCAGGGAAUUGAUUCCCACCAGACUUCUAAAAGCAUGUGGCAGUUUAGGAAUUACCAUGGAAGAGGUGGACUGGAGAUUAAAGAAAUUAAUUGACUUUAUGGUACCAUGUUAACCUCCAUUAAUCAUGAAAAGAAAAUGCAGAAUUAUUAGCUAAUAGCGCAUGGAAUAUACUUGGAGACGGGCGAGGGAACGCCCAUUUUUGUGAUUGUAACAGAGAACCAUGAAUUGAGAGUGAUGUUUGUAAUUGUGAGUUAGAAGCUUUAUGAGUUGUUACAGCUAUGCACGAAAGAGACAAAUCAAGCAUUUAUUGUAUGCAAUUUGUUUGCGAAUUUGAUAGCAGUUACCUGGACUGCUCGGUGGAGACUGUAUAGUUUGAUUCUGUUGUUCUACCAGCACAGCUAAAAAAUUAAUAGAUAUUUCUGAACAAAUUUUUCUA